AUGUCCACCACCACAAUCCUCACCGCUCCCAGGACCUCCGGGCAACACGAACCCCUCUUCGCCGACCUCGCACCCUACACCUCCUUCCCGCACCAGAUCCACGGCUCCACCGCCUGGUCCGCAGACACCCUCCGCGCCAACCCCGAACUCUGGACCCAUAUUUGGCAGCCCGCCGAAAUCCAGGCCAUCGACUCUGCCGCUACUGCAUUCCUCGCGGCUGGCUGGGAGCUUACAGAGAUCACAAAGGAGCGCUUCCCCCUCCCCCCAGCACUCACCUCCCUCCUCGAAACCACACGGCAAGAACUGCUCCACGGCCGCGGUCUCAUUCUCUUCAAGGGCCUCCCCGUCACGCAAUGGGACCGCCGCAAGUGCGCCGCCGCAUACAUGGGUCUCGGAAGCUAUCUCGGCCACUUCGUGUCCCAGAACGGGCGCGGGCAUGUUCUCGGGCAUGUCAAGGAUCUCGGCGAGGACUCGACGCAGAUCGAUAAAGUGCGCAUAUACCGCACCAAUGCGCGACAGUAUUUCCACGCCGACGACUCGGACCUCGUGGGACUACUAUGUCUUGCGCGGGCGCUGGAGGGCGGGGAGUCCGAUGUUGUGUCGGCGCACACAGUGUUCAACGUCCUACAGCGCGAGCGGCCAGACGUCGUAGAGACGCUGUGCCAACCGACGUGGUACUUCGACCGUAAAGGCGAGGUCUCUCCCGGCCAAGCCGAGUGGAUCCGCGCUUCGGUCUUCUACUGGUGGGGCGGGCGCCUCUACUCCAAAUGGGACCCCUACUACGUCCGCUCCCUCACGCGCUUCUCCUCCACGGGCCUCAUCCCGCCGCUCACCCCCGCACAACUCACCGCGCUCGACGUGCUAGAAAACACCUGUCGCCGGCUGUCGCUACACAUGGUCCUCGACGUCGGCGACCUCCAGGUCGUCAGUAACACGCAUGUGUUCCACGCGCGCACGGAGUACACGGACCAUGCGCCGCCCGCGCCACGCAGGCAUCUGUUAAGGCUGUGGCUGGCGACGCCGGAGAGCGAGGGCGGGUGGGCGCUGCCGUUUCAUGAUAGUGGGGAGGCGAAGAGGGGGGGUAUUCGGGUGGAGGGGGUGGAGGAGAAUGCGCCGUUGGAGGCGGAGUAG
Molecule: messenger RNA, 1131 nt
Organism: Morchella sextelata
Lineage: Eukaryota; Fungi; Ascomycota; Pezizomycetes; Pezizales; Morchellaceae
Exons: 4
Coding region: 1-1131 (376 amino acids)
Molecular function (GO): oxidoreductase activity
Source: RefSeq, a predicted model, not a curated record